AUGACUGCAGUUCCAACAGCAGCAGAAACACCAUUCACAACAGUGUUCCAAACAGCUGCAAACACUCCAUUUGAUACAGUGUUUAUGACAGCGUUUCGCACAGCAGAGGAAACUCUUUUCAAAACAGUAUUUGAAACAGCGAAAGAGACACCACUCAACACUGCAUUCGAAACAUUCAAAGAAACUCCAGUUAUAACUCCUUCUCUCACAAACAAGGAAACACCAUUUGAAACAGUCCAUUUGACUCCAUUUUCUACAUUUGUAGAGACACCGUACAAAACACCAUUUCUUACAAGCAAAGAAACACCAUUUUCAACUGUAAAAUACACAGCGAAAGAGACACCAGUUGAAACAGUCAAAUUCACUGAGAAAGAAACUCCGGUGGAAACUGUUUUCAUGACUCCGAAAUCAACAUUUGAGCCAACAAACAUCCCAAGGACUCCUCAAGAAACAAAUCCACCGCAAACACCAGGAGAAACACCAAAUCCAACAACUCCUGUUCCUUCGAAUUCCCCUCUUCCUGAAAAUAUCAAUUAUGCAAAUGAGGAUCCGAAAUACAACAGCAAAUUGAAGGCAGCAACAUGGGGAGGAAUCUCUGCAGGUGUUGUGAUAAUUGCAACAAUAAUUACGAUUGUCAUCAUUAAGUUUAGAAGGAAAUCAAUAAUAAGAGUUCAGAAAAUAGAAGCAAAGACAGAAAAUUCUGUUGCAACUGACUCCUAUGAUUUCUCAAGUGAAGAAUUCAUGCCAAAUGAACCUUUUGAUAUAAAAGGAGAUGAAGAAGUUCAGCCUGAAUCUGAAGUUUUCGUUGGAGAACAUCAGAGAGAAAAUGAAUCUGACAUUGUUCUUGAUAUUCCUGAACUCAAAGUGAAUGAUUCCAUCGUUGAUGGAGCUUUCAAACAGAACAACAAUAUUAACUAUAUGUUAUAUUAA
Messenger RNA from Trichomonas vaginalis G3, 930 nucleotides. RefSeq names its product bifunctional inhibitor/lipid-transfer protein/seed storage 2s albumin superfamily protein family. NCBI's taxonomy places the organism in Eukaryota, Parabasalia, Trichomonadida, Trichomonadidae. The coding region runs from base 1 to 930 and encodes 309 amino acids. The transcript has a single exon. The record is from RefSeq and is a predicted model, not a curated record.